Messenger RNA from Anarrhichthys ocellatus (wolf-eel), 2099 nucleotides. Its product is annotated as synaptosomal-associated protein 25-A-like. Gene Ontology annotation, molecular function: voltage-gated potassium channel activity; SNAP receptor activity; syntaxin-1 binding. The record is from RefSeq and is a predicted model, not a curated record. Gene Ontology annotation, biological process: synaptic vesicle priming; synaptic vesicle fusion to presynaptic active zone membrane; exocytosis. Lineage: Eukaryota; Metazoa; Chordata; Actinopteri; Perciformes; Anarhichadidae. Bases 171 to 785 code for a protein of 204 amino acids. The transcript has 8 exons. Gene Ontology annotation, cellular component: synaptobrevin 2-SNAP-25-syntaxin-1a-complexin I complex; plasma membrane.
GCGGCGCGUUUCAACCGGGGACAGUCCCGUUGAGUGGAGCGGCAGCACGGUCGGACAUUUUCAUCCUGUGACGAAACAAAUACAGCAAAAUAAAAAGAAGAAGAAGAAGAAGAGGAGCAGUAUAAAAUAAACAAGUCCUUCUUGUUUGAGGUCAAAGUUCAACAGUCAUCAUGGCCGACGAAUCAGACAUGCGCAAUGAGCUGGCGGAUCUGCAGACACGCGCAGACCAGAUAGCCGAUGAGUCUCUGGAGAGCACUCGGCGUAUGCUGUCUCUGGUUGAGGAGAGUAAAGAUGCCGGCAUCAGGACUCUGGUCAUGUUGGAUGAGCAGGGAGAACAACUGGAGCGCAUCGAGGAGGGGAUGGACCAAAUCAAUAAGGACAUGAAGGAUGCAGAAAAGAAUUUGAACAAUCUAGGACAGUUCUGUGGUCUAUGUUCAUGUCCCUGUAACAAGUUUAAGGGCGGGGGCCAGGCCUGGGGAGCGAACCAGGAUGGAGUGGUGAACAGCCAGCCGGGGGCUCGAGUGAUGGACGAACGUGAACAGAUGGCCAUCAGCGGGGGCUUCAUCCGCAGGGUAACAGAAGACGCUCGGGAGAACGAGAUGGAUGAGAACCUGGAGCAGGUGGGCGGGAUCAUUGGCAAUCUGCGUCACAUGGCCCUGGACAUGGGCCAGGAGAUCGACACCCAGAACCGGCAGGUCGACAGGAUCAUGGAGAAGGCCGAUUCUAACAAGACCAGGAUUGACGAGGCCAACCAGCGUGCUACAAAGAUGUUGGGCAGUGGCUAAACUGCAGCGAGAAAAAAAAGUGCUUUCAUCCCCGUUUCACCCCAAUCACCCUGAAGAAAACAACACCAACUAACCUAACCCAGCCCCCCCCCCCCCCACCCAUCACACCCACCGACGCCCGGCGCCCACUUCCUAUGCUCGACAGCCGGUGCUGCAAAAUCAUGCUUUUAUUGUGAUAGAGGUUUGCACACAUGCACAUAUCAUACAUUCCUCUCCCCCCCCCCCUGAUUAUGCCCAUCACUUCCUUCCCCUUGUUGUCUUGUUGUUCUGUGGUGUCGCUGAAAUCUUGUGAACAAAUAAUAGUUCUGUUACACUUCAUCCACUCAAAGUGUCUCCACGCUGUACAUAGCGCUUCUUAAACGGCUUCAUCGACUUAGAUCACUUGUUCCUGUUUUCUUCAUCGCUCGUUUAUUUUAUUUAUUUAUUUUUUUAAGUCUGUGUGUAAUAUAAACUGUAUGUACACCUUGUUCCAACAUGUCCGUCCCCCAUCAUAUCAGUGUCCCGGCGUUGUCCAUGAGAGACGUGACGCGUGUUCAUCAGUUAGGGUGUCGUGAUGCUACAGGAUAACGCCACAGUGAAUAUAGUGAACAUGCAGCCCUCACAGCUUGAAGCCAAGGCCACCGUUUCAAUAACCACCAAGUCACUUAAUGUUGACGUGGAGCCAUUCGGAUGAUGACCGCUAAUGAAUCAACUCUUAGAUGGAGCAGUAUUAAUGCAAUUCGAUGCCAUUGAUUGUAUAGUGUUAAACCUUUUCUUCAGAGAGCUAAAUCUCACCAGUCUAAAGCGACAGUUCGUUAUUGAACUGAUUUGUUGAAAUCCAUAAAAUCUCAAUCUAUAAGACCCUAAGCGAACAUUUUGCAUUCGGCUGUGGUCUGAACAGCAUUGUCGAUGGGACAUUUUGGGCAUUAACCAUAAUAGGUAACAUUGUGAUUGAUGAUAAGAGCAGGUGGAGCUUUGCUAAAGGUCACGGGUUCAACAGCAAGGAAUUCAACUGGUAGGAACGUCUUCACAUCCCAGGCCGGACUGCUUUACCCAUGACUCAACCCCAGCAGUAUCAAGCAAUCCAUUAAGUGUGUUAUGCAUGUUCAUCCGCUGCUAGAUGACACUGAAUUAUUAAUUUAUUCAGACAGAAAUAUCCUGACAUGACAACCGCAUGCUACAUAUGUAGGCCGCACGGAAGAGAGGAGCAUAUUUAUCUGCAGUAGUGUCAAUCUUUUCGUUUCGUGUCUCUUUAACCUUUUCUGAACUGUGACCAUCAUUGGAAAAUAAUACCUUGGAAAAUGCCAAUAAAACCAUCAUAACUGUCGAUCCAAA